AUGACUUCACGGGGAUGGCGUCUAGUCCUCCGCAAGUUCCCAUCUCAGGUUUUCCUCAUACCCCAGGGAACCGGCAUCUUAUCCGUAGUUCUCCACCAGUUGGACUACCAAUUCACUGGGCUCAAAACCAUCGCCAUCAUCCUCUGGUUCAUCGCAUUCAUCACCUUAUUCAUUUUCUUCAUCACUUACCUCCUCAAGGCGGCGCUCUAUCCGCGGGACUUUUGUCAUGCCAUCUCCAGCAGCACAGCCGAGGCAGCGUGCCUCGCAAGCAUUAGCAUUUCCUUCACGUCUGUAAUUCAGAUGCUAUCCAUGGUUGUCGUGCCCAGCUGGGGAGGGCCGGACUGGGCCAAAGCCACGUAUAUUCUCUGGUGGAUCAAUACGACAAUGGCGUUGGCAGCCUGCUUCCUUCUACCACCAUUCUUCGUCAGGACUCUGCAUGCCGAGGGUGGGCUUCAUCAUGCCUUUACGCCGGUAACUCAGCUGCCGAUUAUUGCCGCGUUGACCUCCGCCGCUGGGGCUGGAACACUCUCCGAAUAUGCGAUGCUCAGUUCGCAGCAGAAACUCCCGAUGAUCAUUGUGGCGUACCUUGAGAUUGGUGUGGGUAUUCCCAUAGCUUUGGCCCUUGACACGCUAUUCUGGGCACGGAAAUAUCUCCCCUGGGAAGCUCCGGUUGACGGAUUCAGCGUGCAAACUCCAAGACAUCAGGUAUUUGUCGAGAUGAUCAUGUGCGGACCUUGGGGCCAGGGUAGCUUCGCCAUGCAAGGACUAGGCUCGGCCUUAAUCAAGGGCGCAUUCGAUCUUGGGGGGUUUAUACGAAUGCGGCGGUUCAACUGGGGAAGCUGA
Scedosporium apiospermum is the source of this 843-nucleotide messenger RNA. RefSeq lists its product as uncharacterized. Gene Ontology annotation, molecular function: sulfite transmembrane transporter activity. Bases 1 to 843 code for a protein of 280 amino acids. Gene Ontology annotation, biological process: sulfite transmembrane transport; transmembrane transport. NCBI's taxonomy places the organism in Eukaryota, Fungi, Ascomycota, Sordariomycetes, Microascales, Microascaceae. The record is from RefSeq and is a predicted model, not a curated record. The transcript is spliced from 2 exons. Gene Ontology annotation, cellular component: plasma membrane.